Messenger RNA from Suncus etruscus (white-toothed pygmy shrew), 2495 nucleotides. RefSeq names its product leucine rich repeat LGI family member 3 (gene LGI3). The record is from RefSeq and is a predicted model, not a curated record. The transcript is spliced from 8 exons. Gene Ontology annotation, biological process: regulation of exocytosis. The coding region runs from base 199 to 1845 and encodes 548 amino acids. NCBI's taxonomy places the organism in Eukaryota, Metazoa, Chordata, Mammalia, Eulipotyphla, Soricidae. Gene Ontology annotation, cellular component: synaptic vesicle. Gene Ontology annotation, molecular function: protein binding.
GCGCAGCCCAGAGGAGCCGCGCACGGGGGCGAGCAGGGCAGGGCCCGCGCCUGGGCGAGCCGCUCUCUGCGCGUCUGCUGGCUGUGGGGCCCCUCGCUGCGGCAGUAGUUGCGGUGGCCGCGAGGUGCUAGCCCGUUUAGAGGUGACCGUAGAGCAGCCAAUCCAGGCGGCAGGACCAACAGACAGCUCACAAGCUGCAUGGCGCGGUUGCCCACUGGGUGGGGCGCUCGGCCCUGGAUGCUGGCGCUGUCCAUGCUGGGCUUUGGCCUGAUGUUGCAGGCCAGUGCCAAGAGACCCUCAAAGACGCCCCCCUGCCCGCCCAGCUGCUCCUGCACUAGGGACACCGCCUUCUGCGUGGACUCCAAGGCUGUGCCCAGGAACCUGCCCUCAGAGGUCAUCUCUCUGACGCUGGUGAAUGCUGCCUUCUCGGAGAUCCAGGACGGAGCCUUUGCACACCUGCCGCUGCUGCAGUUUCUAUUGCUCAACUCCAACAAGUUUACGCUGAUUGGAGACAAUGCCUUCGCGGGACUAUCCCACCUGCAGUACCUCUUCAUCGAGAACAAUGACAUCUGGGCUCUGUCCAAGUUCACCUUCCGAGGACUGAAAUCUUUGACACACCUCUCAUUGGCCAAUAAUAAUCUGCAGACCCUGCCAAGAGAUGUCUUCCGACCCCUGGACAUCCUGUCCGAUUUGGACCUUCGAGGCAACUCACUCAACUGUGACUGCAAGGUGAAGUGGCUGGUGGAGUGGUUGGCACACACCAACACCACAGUGGCCCCCAUCUACUGCGCCAGCCCACCCCGCUUCCAGGAGCAUAAGGUGCAGGAUUUGCCCCUUCGAGAGUUCGACUGCAUCACCACGGAUUUUGUGCUGUACCAGACGUUGCCCUUCCCGGCUGUGUCCGCUGAGCCCUUCAUCUACUCCAGCGACCUCUACCUGGCUCUGGCCCAGCCAGGAGCCAGUUCCUGCACCAUCCUUAAGUGGGACUAUGUAGAACGGCAACUUCGAGACUAUGAUAGAAUCCCAGCCCCCUCCGCAGUGCACUGCAAGCCCAUGGUGGUGGAUAGCCAGCUGUACGUAGUCGCCGCGCAGCUGUUCGGUGGCUCUUACAUUUAUCACUGGGACCCCAACACCACCCGCUUCACCAAGCUGCAGGAUAUUGACCCUCAGCGUGUGCGCAAGCCCAAUGACCUGGAGGCCUUCCGAAUUGACGGCGACUGGUACUUCGCAGUGGCAGACAGCUCCAAGGCAGGGGCCACCAGCCUUUACCGCUGGCACCAGAACGGCUUCUACUCCCACCAGGCUCUGCACGCCUGGCACCGCGACACUGACCUGGAGUUCGUGGACGGGGAGGGCAAGCCAAGACUGAUCGUGUCGAGCAGCUCCCAGGCGCCCAUCAUCUACCAGUGGAGUCGCUCGCAGAAACAGUUUGUAGCCCAGGGCGAAGUGACCCAGGUGCCUGAUGCCCAGGCCGUGAAGCACUUCCGAGCGGGGCGCGACAGCUACCUGUGCCUCAGCCGCUACAUUGGCGACUCCAAGAUCCUGCGCUGGGAGGGUGCCCGCUUCUCGGAGGUACAGGCGCUGCCUUCCAGGGGCUCACUGGCCCUACAACCCUUCCUGGUAGGUGGCCGCCGCUACCUGGCACUGGGCAGCGAUUUCUCCUUCACCCAGAUCUACCAAUGGGAUGAAGGGAGACAGAAGUUUGUGAGGUUCCAGGAGCUGGCUGUGCAAGCCCCUCGGGCUUUCUGCUACAUGCCAGCUGGCGAUGCACAGCUGCUCCUGGCCCCCAGCUUCAAGGGACAGACGCUCGUGUACCGGCACGUAGUGGUAGAUCUCAGUGCCUAAGGGUGCUGAGGCUUGGGGCUCUUCCGAUGGUCACUGGAGCGUGCGUGGGAGCCUGUGGGAGCAGCACGUGUCCAUGCUAAGACACACAUAGCCAGUCUGGCUCUGUGCCCUCACCAACAUCCCACAGCUAGCUGGGCACGCACCCUGGAGCAGCCCCGAGAGUCACUUUGCAGCUGUAAUCGCAUGAAGACCUGCUGUCCUGUUCCCUGUCCAUGUGACCUAGUCCUGGACGGAGGCUGGGCAGGGGCUGGCGUGCCCUGCCAUUUCCUGUUGGUGCUCAUGUGUCUGUGUAGACGCUCAUGUUCCACUCUGUACUCACACAGCCAUGUCCCGGGCCCUCCAAGAACACUCACCAGGCCACACUUUCUGCAUGUUCAUCUCCUGACAGACACCUGCAGCCAUGUGCUUUCAAACUUGUCCCCAUGCCUCUUUCCGGCCAGUCCUGCACAUACUCAGAUGCUUAAAGGAGCCUCCCUUCUUGCCUCUCUUCUCUAAGAGGGCGUGUAGAACCUGUUCCUCAUCCCCUCAUACAUGCUGUUCCCACCCAGCAGCUGACAAGGAUGAGAAUAUCAUGCUAGUCUCUGGGCACCAGCUUGAACUACUGGGGGCAAAGCCCCUCUGCCGGAAGCAAUGACAGCAGCCCCCACAAC